AUGCAUCGUUCGCGCUCUGCUGUGAGCCUUGCUUGUAAAUCAUCAUCACUCUCAAGCCUUCUCAGCAAGUGGAUCCAAGCUGAUCUUAAGAGAGGCUCGGAAAUAGGUUGUUCUCAUGAAUUACAUGGUAUACACAUUGUACAUUCUCUCGGAAUAAUAUGCAAUCAUCACAGAAAUUAUGGUUCCGUUGCAGCCCCUAAAUUGUCAGAAGAUGUAAAACUUGGAACAUUUAUGCCAGAAACCUAUACGAAAUUUGAGAGCAUGCUUUCAUCAUACCAAACAAAGCUCAAAGAGGAAUUACCACUCGAACAGUACGUGGAAACAUCGACAUGGCUUUCAGAUUUCUUGAAAAAAAGUAAGGACGAUGAAGAAUAUGAUGUGAAAUUUGUGGAAAUUUUGAGGAAAAUUAUGCUACUCAAAGAAAGGAACGACUACUUUGCAAUUGACAAGGUGUUUCACACUCAAUUUCUUCCAAUUUUUAACGAGAACAAGCGAAAAAUAUUGGAAAAGAUGAAAUAUGAAAGGGAAAACAGGAUGAAGGAUAUGGGUGAACUUCCAAGAAUUCACUAUGUCAUCUUUAACGAAUAUCUUAACGCCCUUGCCAAAAGUCAUCAAAAAAGAAAAAUCAUGGUAACUUUGCAGAGAAUGGAGAAGAUUCAUCCCUUCCUUCCAACAGCCAUGCAUGUUACAACAGCGCUACAUGGCUUGAUUGACGAUCCCUCAAAAACAAUUGAAGCUAAAAUGUUACUUGAACGUUACAGGAAUAGGUUUAGCCAUGAGACUAGACGUUAUGUUCAGGCUUGCCUUUAUGUACUGAAUGGAUUAGAUCAAAGUGGUUCAUUUAAUGAGGCUAUUGAGUUUAUUGAACAAAACAAUAUUAUUGAAUUGGUUGAAAAAACUCAUAACGGUGUUCUCCUAGCAAAAAUUCUCAGGAUUGCUACAAAUCAAAAGAACCUACCAAUGGUCGAGUCUUUAAUUAAGAAAUUUUUGAGCAAAAUAGAUGAUCCAGAUUUCCCUUAUUUUUCAAAGACAAAAGACAAAUUAAUUACAGCAUUGAUUGGUUAUUAUACAGUUAUAGGAAAUGAAGAACAAGUACAGCGCUGCAUGAGCAAGUUACGCAACUUGGAUAGCAAAUUUUACCUGGCAGUUCUAAAACAAUUAUACUUGAAUGGUAAACCUUACGAAACACUAUUGGAAUUUGUCAAGCAAAUACCAUCACAUUUGAGAAACGAUUAUCAUUUUGGAUAUUUAAUUCGAGUAUGUGCAGACCAAAAUGAAUUCGAGAAAGCACGAGAGCUAUUCCGCAAAGCACCUAGAUCAGAGACCUCCUUCAAUUUAUAUUCUCAAAUGCUAAGAGCAUUAUAUUUAGAAAACAAAGGAAAAGAGAGUGCAAUGGAAGCUAUUUCAAUCUAUGAAGAAAUGCUUUCACAACAACAAGCCAAGAAAACGUCAAGAUCACUCCAUAACGGCGAAGCGUCCUUAUUUAUGAUGAAAAUUUUGGAACAAGCAGGGUUCUACUCUCAACUGGAGUCCUUUUUCGAUUCGUUACACACACCUGGCGUUCCGCAUUGGUUAUUCAUGGCGAGAUAUUACGUAAAACAAGGAAAUCUGGAAAAAUUGCAACAAGCAAAGGCUGCAAUCAAGACCAUCCGCCCUCUUCCUGAACAUUACAUUGCAAACUAA
Messenger RNA from Naegleria fowleri, 1683 nucleotides. RefSeq lists its product as uncharacterized. Gene Ontology annotation, molecular function: protein binding. The record is from RefSeq and is a predicted model, not a curated record. The transcript has a single exon. Lineage: Eukaryota; Heterolobosea; Eutetramitea; Acrasida; Naegleriidae. The coding region runs from base 1 to 1683 and encodes 560 amino acids.